Molecule: messenger RNA, 301 nt
Organism: Linum tenue
Lineage: Eukaryota; Viridiplantae; Streptophyta; Magnoliopsida; Malpighiales; Linaceae
Source: the annotation of a GenBank genome assembly
GUUGUGCACAUAUGCAAUGUUUCAGGCCCUAGAGCGUGAAUGGAGGCUUAGGAGCAAGUUUGGGGAUAAUUGGGCAAUGUUCAAGACCUUGGAGGGUGAAGAACUGAGUUCCACGGUCUGGGCAUCAUGUUCCAUGCGUGGAAGACCAAAUGAACCCAUGGAUUGAGCAGAGGCCCGCAACAGGUAUAAAGGGUCGUUUUAUGCGUUUUUGGAGGGGGGAGCUGGAUGUGGACCCCAAACACCCAAGAGACGAACCAAAGAGAGAGAGGGUGAUUUGAGGGCGAUCUUGGAAAGGAAUUGG